CCAACCCUUGGGGUUAUUCUCACGGCUGAUCCCGAAUCAGACAAGGCACACGUUGUUUCUCUCCAAACAAGGGGAUUAUGGAAGACAAACACAGGAAAGGCACCCUGCAAGAACUGAUCGAAACAGGCAGGUCAGCAGAAAAAGCUUUCUUUGAGAACUUACAGGCAAGAGGAAAGAUCCUUCAAUCUGCCAAAACUCAGAACACCUCGCAAGGCACCAAGGACUCCCAGAAACCACAAAAGGAAAACACAACCAAUGGAUCAAACAAGAAGCUCAAAAGAAAAGUGAAUCAACCCUCCCCAAACUCUCCGGCACUCAGCACAUCACAAGACAAAUGCAGCAAGCUUAGAGGCCCUGACACAGCAACGGAAGAGAUGGAAGCUGAUACGGACGAAGGUCAGGGAGACAACGUGGAGGGGACAGUGAAGGACGCAGCCAACAACGGGAAAAAACAGCGAGGGACUAAGGAAGGAGGCAGCAAAGAAGGCGAAGAAAUGAUGAGGGAAGGAGAUGACACAGACAUACCAGAAGGAAGUAGAGAACAACGAAAGGGAGAAGGAAAAGAGGAAGAGGACGAAGAGAAAACAGAUGACAACAUGUCGCAAGACUCAGAGGAGGGAGACUCACACAUGGGUACGGACCAAGACGCAACAGAUGUAACAGGCGAAGAAGAUGAGGAGGACUCGCUCAACUGGCUUGCAAAAUAUGUCAAGGGGCUGGAAAGAGAAAGAGAAAUUGAAUUUGAAAUCAGGAUCGCGCACAAAAAACACAUAUUCAAUCUGCAGAACUUCAACCCAACACAGCAAGCAUUGAGCACUCUGUUCCCCACAGACAACCAAUAUGAAAUCCUAAAAAAGGAACAGGAACUGUCAGAUUUUUUUGCUGAAUGCUACGGCGCCAAACUGGCGGAGGCGACCAAUCAAGGGUCUCACACACCGAACAGCUGGAACUGGCCCAAAUCUUACAACAAUACAGACUCCCAAAAAUCGAGCAAAAGGCGCAAAGGAGGAAGAGGGAAUGCAGAAUCGAUCCCAACUACGAGUUCCCAAGACUCAGGGGACGCAGAGGAUGGAGAGAACAAGCCACUGGAGGAUAAGGAAGACCUUGACAGACAGAAGGAGAUCCUCAAAGCACAAAUCACGGUGCUAGGAGACCAGAACAGGGAAACAUCCGACAUGGCAAUCAAUCUGCAAAAAUUGGCAGGGGGACAAAACGCAGAAAAAUUCACAGCUGCCAAGCUCGAAGCCAAAAGUGGCUGCAGGAAAAGGGCGAUAAUCCCCUACAGAUGGAACACAGAUCAUGGGGAUUGGGAAGUAGCAGUCAACAAAUCAUGGGCCCUCAUUGCAGUGGUCAAACCGAGCAAAAGUGCCCUGACAAACAACUUAUCAGGGGAUGCCCCCAUGAGCGCCCACAUUCUAGGGUCAUGGAAGGAUUGGACAGAGGAGUGGAUCGGCUCAACAGGAGAUAUGAUGAUCAGUGAUUUCAGACCAUACAUGGUUCAGUACUCAAUGGAUGCAAAGAUCAAAGAACAUCUCACAUGGAAACCGUGGAAGGUAAUACAAGCAAUUCCCUACGGCCUCCUAGGCGGAGAUAUCCCAGCAGAAAGAGCAGCGGUUGCAGCCUCACUGGCGGAAGGUCAUGGACUCUUUGCAGACAAGCAAGAGCACCUGGCUCACACACUUCAGGUGGGGGCCCGAGUAGUUAAAAUCCACCGCGCAGAGCCCUUCGGAUCCCCCAACUAAUUUACCACCACAGAGAGAGAUAAGGCUGAAGUCAUAGCCAUCCCUCCAUGACAUCACCCAACCACACAACCAGGCCAAUGGAGACACUUCACCCUUAAGCCGAGUGAGCCUGAGUUGACAAUGAUGUCAUGGAAUGUCAACGGCUUAGCAACAGUCUUAACUAAUUAACAAAAAUGGGACAACAUAACCAACUACCUCAAGUGGUUCUCAAGAAGCCCACUGGACAUCAUAUGCCUACAAGAAACUCACCUAUCCAACUCAGUAGAACAUCAGGCAAUGAUCAACAAAAUACAGACAAGAUU
This is a messenger RNA of Chara braunii, 2044 nucleotides long. Lineage: Eukaryota; Viridiplantae; Streptophyta; Charophyceae; Charales; Characeae. The record is from the annotation of a GenBank genome assembly.